Messenger RNA from Acaulospora morrowiae, 938 nucleotides. The record is from the annotation of a GenBank genome assembly. NCBI's taxonomy places the organism in Eukaryota, Fungi, Glomeromycota, Glomeromycetes, Diversisporales, Acaulosporaceae.
AUGCUUUAACUCAAAGAUUAGACGAGAAAGGGAAUGGUUUACGUGAAUUAGAAGAGAAAAAUGCCAAGCUCCGAAAGGAAGCAUCUAGAUAUCAAUCAGCCCUUGGUGUUGCAACGAAUGUUCGCCUUGGUGACGAUGAUCAGAAUCAUUCGGUUCAAUUAAAACGUGACAUCGAAAAUUUACAAAGCGCAUUAGAAAAUUAUGUAACACAUUUGAAACCUAAUAUGAAUAUUGACGUUGAAAAAGUACGAGCCCUUGCAAAGGAAUAUGGUUGUAUGAAUAAAGUUACUGAAAGAAACUUAGAUAAGUCCUUCAUUAAAGCAAUCCUACAACGCAGAACAUUGGACCUGGUGUUAUCCUAUCGGCCACAGUUAUCUAAACAUCAUGGUAAAGACUAUGCACUUGAAUCGGAUGUUGAGCUAAAAAUGAAAGACUUAUUAGACCUAAUCAAUGUGUUAACGAAAUCUCGCGAUGGAAAUGAUAAAGUAACUGACGCGACAAUAAUAAAGAUACGUCAGCAAGUUUACGGGAUUCUGGGUAACCGUGGAUUUAACGAUAUAAUCCGUAAUGAUAGAUUCUUUAUACAUAAUCUUAUAUUUCACAUUAGUGAGAAACUCAAUGAAAUGAUGAACGAAUAUCGUAAGAUUAAUGACGUGAAUAUGAAAAAUCGAGUUGAGUCGAUGGCGCCAAAACUUGUUCGAGAUAUUUGCAAACUAUUUUGGUUUCGCGUAUACGUUCAAGAGCCAGCACUGGAAUACUUUUUUUUCCCUGAGAAUGUUAUAAUCGAUCAAAAUAUGAUGGAGGGAAAAUGGAAUGACGAUGAAACUAAUCAAUUACACGUGGAUAUUUGUUAUUUUCCAAUGUUCGGAUCAAGUUUGCAAUCUUCGGAUAGAAAAAUACACACGCCUGCAAGAGUGUUUCCACAAAAAAAAAAUUAA